Molecule: messenger RNA, 1183 nt
Organism: Drosophila serrata
Lineage: Eukaryota; Metazoa; Arthropoda; Insecta; Diptera; Drosophilidae
Source: RefSeq, a predicted model, not a curated record
CCUAGUCGCCACAAUCAAACUCAGUCAGAUUCAGACAAUCAAAGUGUUUGCAAGUACCGCGGAACGAUCGACAAUGAAGUACGCUAAUCUCUGGGCUAGCUGCGCCUGCUUGCUGCUCCUUCAACUAGAGAUGGGAGCAGCCAGAGCCACCGUUAGUAGACCCAGCGAGUCCCUCUACACCAUGGCCCGGGGCAUGGGCUUGGAUGCUGCUGGCCUGGACGAAAUUUGGCAAACCGGAAAGCCAUUGGUGAUCACAAAUCACGGUGAAGCCGGAGAGCAGACUAGGGUGACCUAUGAGCUAAGUCCCGAUCGCACAGCGCUGUCCAUGCACAGGCUCACGGAGAAGUCGUCACCGGCUAGGAUAGAGGCUGGCGCCACCGCGCUCUCCAAGCCCCAAGAAGACUGGGAGUACGUGCCCAAUCCCGUCCAGCGUCCAGCUUUCAGGUUUCCUGAACACAAUUUCAAUUUUGGCAACUCCGAAAAUCACUUUGGCAAUCCCUUUGGCAGUGGAUUCCCCCACUCAACACUCUUCCCCAGCUGGGGCCUUCCCGAGGGGGUAACACCUCGAGUCGAGACCAAAACGGAAGUGGACGACCAGGGACGAAAGGUGACGACAACCACCAGCACCUAUAGCGGUCGUAUAGCCCCCGGAAACAGUGUCUUCGACUCGCUAUUUCCCGAUAUUUCCCGGGCACCUGGUCCCAUUAAUCCCGAAAGGACACCCCAGUCACCGCAUCCGUCCGUUGGACCCCAACUUCCCCCAUUCCCCCUGCGUCCGAUACACCGUCUAAGCCCUAAGGAUAACACAGAGCCCUCCUGGUUUCCAGUGCAAGACCCGACGACCACCCAGAGAUCUGUGGAUCUACUGCCUCCGGCUGGUGGCGCUGGAACAGACUCCACCAUUGACGACUUCCUGGCCAGAGUGAACAUCUCUGUCGCGGAAAUCGAGGAGAAGAACGGGGAAUUGGUCAAGACGGUCGUGGAUAAGAACGGACGAGUGCUGACGGUAAGAUUUGUGCUUAGCACCGUCAAAGGAGACCCAGAGAAGCCCAAGAAGGAGGAGCCUACCAAGUAAAUUGUCCCUUUCUUAUUUGUUGCACUCUAGCAAGUAUAUAAUUCAGAAAUUGUGGAAUAAUACUUAAAGUAAACAAUUUAGAAAAAAUAAAUACGGUUUUUGAGUUCA